AUCUAACUAAGAAGCUUACAGGUGAAGAAACUUCCUCCACACCCUCAAAACCCUAAAAAAUUAAUAAAAACAAAAAGAGAAAGGAAAGAAAGAGAGAGAGAACAAGAACAAAAUUAAAUAAAAAGCCCUCUCCUUUAACUUUCCUUCCCCGCCUCUCGUUCUCUCUCUCUCUCUCUCUCUCUCUCUCUCUCUGCAACUCCCUUGUUGAUGUGAUUCUCCACCAUAACUCCAAAAACCUAUCAACCUUUACAAAAGAGAAAGAUCAAAAACCAUGGUUUUUUCUUCGGUUCCGGUCUAUCUAGAUCCACCCAACUGGCAGCAGAACCCAAAUCAUCAUCAACCUGGAAGCAGCAGUCAUGAGAAUCAUCAGCUUCCCCCACCUCCACCCCCUCCGGCUGGUGGUGGGGGAAGCGGCGGUGGGGGUUCAAUCAGGCCCAAUUCGAUGGCGGAUCGCGCUCGGAUGGCCAAAUUACCACAGCCUGAAACAGCCCUCCAAUGUCCAAGAUGUGAAUCUACCAAUACAAAGUUUUGCUACUUCAACAAUUACAGCCUCUCACAACCCCGCCACUUCUGCAAGACUUGUCGACGCUACUGGACUAGAGGGGGUGCUCUCCGGAAUGUUCCGGUGGGUGGAGGUUGCCGAAGGAACAAGAGAAGCAAGGGAAGUAGCUCAAAGUCUCCAGUGACUUCCGAGCUACAAUCUGGUUCUGGUACCACAAGUGCAAUCGCCUCCAAUAGCUGCACCACUGAUAUGAUGGGUCAUAUUGGCGCAUCAGUACCUCAUCCACAGUUGCCAUUCAUGGCUUCUUUACAACAUUACUCCGACUAUGGUCCAGAACACAUUGGCCUAAAUUUUGGUGGAAUUCAGCCACCACUGGCUGAAACCGGCGGUGGUAGUGGUGGUGGAAGUAGUGACAUGGAGUUUCAGAUGUCUGCAGGAGCUGCUACCGAUCAUUGGCGACUACAGCAAGUGCAGCAAUUCCCUUUCUUAACUGGGUUGGAGCCUCCAUCGGGGUUAUACCCAUUUGAUGGUGAAGGUGGUGGUGGUGGUGUUGAGCAACAAGGUUAUGCCGGAGGAGCAGGAGCUCAGAUUCGGCCAAAGCCACCAUCGUCUGGUGGCUCACAGUUCGCUUCAGUAAAAACGGAAGAAAAUCGAGGGUUGAAUUUAGGAUCAAGGCAGUUCUUGGGUGUUCCUGGAAGUGAUCAGUACUGGGGUGGUGGCAAUGCAUGGACAGAUCUUUCUGGUUUCAACUCUUCUUCCACCCAUCAUCUCUGAUAACUCAAAAGCUUCGCCGUCUCUUUAAAUUAAUUAAUUAAUCAAUCACUGCAGCUUCGACUAAAGAAAACCAGCACACUUGAAGAAGUUCCAUCCAAGCUUCCUAUACUUGGUGAAAUUGCAGGAAUGGAUAUCAUUUCUUCAAGUUGUUCAUGAUCUGCUGAAGAACCCCACCUAGAAAUGGUAGGUUUCUUGUUUUCAUCACUAGAAAUGGUAGAGCUAGGGUUUCUUGUUUUGCCUUAAUUUUCCUUCUUCCUUUUUUGUGUGUUCUACUGGAGUGUUUACAGAAGUGGGUGUAUUGAGUUCUUAGAUUUUGAUAUCUGACAUGAAGGGCUAGUUGUUAGAAUCAAUCAAAAGCACUGUAAUGAGUGAUUUCAUUUUGAGUUAUCUCUCAGCUUUCUAUGCCUUCUUCUCUGCA
Macadamia integrifolia is the source of this 1694-nucleotide messenger RNA. RefSeq names its product dof zinc finger protein DOF3.6-like. Lineage: Eukaryota; Viridiplantae; Streptophyta; Magnoliopsida; Proteales; Proteaceae. Gene Ontology annotation, molecular function: DNA binding; DNA-binding transcription factor activity. Gene Ontology annotation, biological process: regulation of DNA-templated transcription. The record is from RefSeq and is a predicted model, not a curated record. The coding region runs from base 272 to 1276 and encodes 334 amino acids. The transcript is spliced from 2 exons.